GGCGUCAAAAAAACGAAUCUACUUCCGGAGGUCUCUGCUUAAACGUUCCAAAGCGCGUUGCUCCUUUUUCUUUUCUGUGUGACACUUCCUUAUUUGGUUAUUAUAUCACUGACAUGCCAUGGAAGGCUCAGAUUCAUACCUCAUACGACCCAACUAUCAGCACAAAUUCAAGCCUGCAGUUGUAAAGGAGUGCAUUCGUGAAACAGUGAAGGCCUGCUUAUCCGAAGUACAAUAUGACCCAGAUGAGGUUUCAGAGCUAACCCGCACACUGGCUGACAGUGUGAAGAAUAAAGUGAAGAAGUUAGGGUUUGACAGGUACAAGUUUGUUGUGCAGGUAACCAUCGGAGAGCAACGCGGACAAGGAGUCAAGAUGUCGUCAAGGUGUUUAUGGGAUGCUGAUACAGACAACUAUGCAGAAGAUGUUUUCAUGAAUGAAAGCUUGUUCUGUGCGGUGGCCGUGUUUGGAAGCUAUUUCUACUGAACAGCCGGGAGAACGAAUGUGGAGGAGGAUGGCAGCUGUCGAGGUCCUUUGGAGACUCACGAUCAUUCUGAGUUUUACAUUUUGACUUCUUGUCACUGUAUGUGGUCCUUUAUGGUGGCAUCUUACUGAGUGGCGUAGGCUUGCAAGUGUUUGCAAACACAGCAACUGUUGUUUUGUCGUCAGAUUUCUAAGAGGUUGCAAAGACGUUGGGCAGAUGCUCGCAAACAAUUUUAAUGGUCACAGACAGUUGUUCUUGUCACCAUCAAAUUUUGAACAUGUUCAAAAUUUCUUUGCGCAACCAUUCACCGCUCAAUGAGAUAUUGGCUGUAUGAUUGAAAAAAAAUUGAAAAUGGACAACACGCAUCUUACUGAAUCAAUAGAAACCCAUGAGAAAGAAAUUGAUAAUUAGAUUCAUAUUAAUUAUCCCGAAAACUACUACAGGUUGAAGAUUCUUAUUAUAGUGCAUUGCUAAACUGUGUUUGUGGUGCAUGCAUAAACGAGAUCAUAAAAUGAUUGACCCCCAGAUCAUUUGUCCCAAUACCCGUUUGUGUGAAUCACUACCCAAAAGCAGUGCUUCGUUUCAAAAACGGGGUUGACCCCUGCAUUAAAUUACCAUGUUGGUGGAUUAGUACAUCUCCAACCGUGUCAAUCAAAACUGAGUAUUCUUACCUUUGCUACAGCUCUUCAGUCAUUUUUCAUUCCAUUGUGUUGUUGUGAUGAAGUGUCAGUAUAGUGUGUAUUUCAGCAGUUGUUGAAACUGCGUCGUUCAUGAAUAUGAAAUCAGAAGUCAUUUAAAAUGUGAAAUGGUCAUUUAUUUUCUUUGUGCCUCCAAAGAGAAGAUACCUAAGAGGUCCUCCAAAAAUGCUCACAAAUGUGUUUUGUCUUUGCUAACACUUAAUGAGAUAAAGGCUUCAGCUCCUGCUCCUGCCACUCAACCAUGGAGCACUGGAAGAAAAUUGAUGGAUGGAAAUCAUUCUUGCUGAAGCAAUCAGAGUUUCAGGCUUUUCUUCAAUUCACAUUUUUUCCCCUUGGGGCAUUGGAUUGAUCACAACUGCGCUGCUUUGGUUGUCUUGGAAAAUGUUUCGACUCUCAAUCAAGAAGGCUAGUCAGUCCUAACCAAGCCUUGUUGCAUGAACUGAUGAAGCCUUCUCGGAUGAGAGGCGAAAGUUCUUCUCGGACAACCAGAGCCAUCUUACAUUAAUAAUAAGUAAAAUUCAGAGGUUCGUGUGUUGUUCCAGAAGGCUCCAUUUGAAGGCUCUCCUGGAUUCAGUUAUGCCUACGCACUGAUGAGGACAGAUUUUCCUCUCCUUAUAUCCGAGCAGUUGUUUCCGAGAGUGGUUAUCACUUCAUAUGUUCAGUUGAUUGAGGAGCAUUACGCAUCUGUCUGUAUGUAAGCACAGAAAACUUGAAAGUGCCUUGGGAGAUGAGAUGUUGCCAGAAAUUCUGAGCUGGCUUUGUACGAGAGGCCGUGGCGUUUGCCAGGCAAUCACUGGUCACCUGCAAUUGCAUCUCAAUAAAUUUGAAUAUCACAGAGAACGUAUUUCA
Messenger RNA from Hippocampus zosterae (dwarf seahorse), 2026 nucleotides. RefSeq names its product dynein light chain Tctex-type 2B (gene dynlt2b). The coding region runs from base 119 to 481 and encodes 120 amino acids. The record is from RefSeq and is a predicted model, not a curated record. Gene Ontology annotation, cellular component: cytoplasmic dynein complex; cytoplasm. NCBI's taxonomy places the organism in Eukaryota, Metazoa, Chordata, Actinopteri, Syngnathiformes, Syngnathidae. The transcript is spliced from 5 exons. Gene Ontology annotation, biological process: microtubule-based movement. Gene Ontology annotation, molecular function: dynein intermediate chain binding.